AUGAAAAAUAAUAAUUAUAUAGUUAAAGACAUCUAUUAGGAGAAAAAUAAAGGUCGUAUCUAUGAUUUUCAUAAAAAGAAAUUAGAGGAAAUAAAUUAAUAGGUAGAUGAUUAAAAAUUAUUGUAGUAUCCUAAAUUGGAAGAUUAGAAAAUAAUGAAGAAAUUAUAGGAGAAGCAUAAUAUGAUUAAAACAGUUUCUAAAUUUUAUAAUCAAGAAGCUUUUCUUGAAUAAUAAAGAGUGAAUUAACAUCUAAUUUUGAAAAUAAUGUAGCCUCAAACUAGCAAAACACGAUCUUAACAUAAUUAAUCAAGAAAAGAAUAUGCUAAAAUUAAUUUUGAUACUAAGCGUAUAAGUGAAGAAAAUCGUAGUCUAGCUAAUAGAAUUACUAAUUUACCUCCUGUUAUUGAUGCUAAAAAGCAUGACAAAGAAUAUAGAAAGCAUUAGAGUGAUGUUGUCUUAAUGCAAAAAUAUCAUACUACAAAACUUAUUGAACAAUAUGAUCAAAAAACAUUUACUAUACUUAAUAAAUUGACCAAUAACAAAUUCAACAAGACUAAAUUUGGCAAUUUCAAAUUCUUAUCAACCAUAAAUAAACAAACUAAAUUUAUGAUGCUUAUUAUAUAAGAGAUGGAAUUGUUUGGAGUAAAACACUCUUCAUUUAUGAGUAAAAACACUCCUACUUAUUAAUGCUCUAUAUUUUCAGAUUAAAAAUGUUUAUGCAAAAGUAAACCAUUAGAAUAUAAUGAAUUUCUGGAAAAUAUUAUUGGAUUCAAUUGUUAAGAUUUUACAUCUAUUUAUAUGGUCAUUGAAAAGAUCAAAUAAAAUGAAGAAGUAAUUGUAUGAUUUCAUAUCAUAGUUUUAAGUAGGAGAGGUAAUAUAUUGUGAGAGUUAUUCUCAUAUAAACACUCAUCCAUUAAAGGAUAAUAUAAUUGCUAGAAUUUCAGAUGAAAUUGAUGGUGAAAUAAGAAAACAUAUCUCAGAAGAACAAGUAGUCAUUGGGAGAUUCAAAUACAAAAUGCUAUAAUUGUGUCAAUAAAGCCAUGAGAAUAAAUUACAAGUGCCUCCUGCAUCUUAUGCAAUCCAAAUCAAACACUCAACUCCUUAACCCUCUAUCAAAGAACCUGAAGAUAUUCCAUCAUAAUAAUUAAUAUGA
Molecule: messenger RNA, 1153 nt
Organism: Paramecium pentaurelia
Lineage: Eukaryota; Ciliophora; Oligohymenophorea; Peniculida; Parameciidae
Source: the annotation of a GenBank genome assembly